AUGUCGCAGUAUCCUCCCCAAGGUGGCUACCCUCCCCAGGGUUACCCGCCCCCCCAGGGCUAUGCGCCUCAGCCCUACCCGCCCCAGGGCUAUCCUCCCCAAGGUUAUCCGCCGCCCCAGCCCAUGCAAUAUCAUGAGGCGCCCCCGGCCAAGGAGGAGAAGAGCCACGGCUGCCUCUACACUUGCCUAACGACACAUGAAUCCUGCUUUAAUGCGCCCGUCCGAGCCGACAAACCGACAAUGGUCUGUGAGCAGGGGAUCUGA
Messenger RNA from Chaetomium globosum CBS 148.51, 264 nucleotides. RefSeq lists its product as uncharacterized. The record is from RefSeq and is a predicted model, not a curated record. The transcript is spliced from 3 exons. Lineage: Eukaryota; Fungi; Ascomycota; Sordariomycetes; Sordariales; Chaetomiaceae. The coding region runs from base 1 to 264 and encodes 87 amino acids.